Messenger RNA from Pectinophora gossypiella (pink bollworm), 2054 nucleotides. RefSeq names its product DNA replication complex GINS protein PSF1-like. Gene Ontology annotation, biological process: DNA strand elongation involved in mitotic DNA replication; DNA replication. Gene Ontology annotation, cellular component: GINS complex. Lineage: Eukaryota; Metazoa; Arthropoda; Insecta; Lepidoptera; Gelechiidae. The transcript is spliced from 3 exons. Bases 562 to 1149 code for a protein of 195 amino acids. The record is from RefSeq and is a predicted model, not a curated record.
ACGGGACAGUUGCUUUCUUCAUUGAGUAAUCUAAAUAAUUAAUACGAAGUGGUGUUUUGUGGUUAAUGAUCGCAUUAAGUUAGUCGGAAGACAUUCGCGAGUGUUAUUAUAUUGGAGUAUUCAAUAAACAAAGUGUAUCUGCCUAUUUUCGCUUCGUGUCAGGAAGCCGCUUCAUAACUCAAAAGUUUAUGCGGACUUUUGAGUUAAUUCGUUUGGGGUUCGGAGUAGGAGUCUACUCCGAGGGUGGGGGCUUAGGUUGCAUCAUCAUCACCUUUCAUCAUUUCAUUAAUCAUCAAGAAAAAAAAUACGUCAGACAUGGCUGUAUGGGCAUAGUUCCCUUUGCCUUACCCUUCGGGGAAAACCAAAACAAAAAAAAAAAAAAAAAUCUAUUUACGGAUUUUUCUCAGGAUUUUAAUUAUUUUUAUGAGUUUUAAUAAAUUAAUUAUGAUUUUAUACAUAUAAAUGUGAGGUUGUAAAUUUUAUUUACUAAAAAAGCGAGCUUUUAAGAAAACUGGUUAACACUUGCAGUUUUACUUUUUAUUGUAGUUUUAACUGUGCAAAAUGUUUGGCGAAAAAGUAAUUGAGUUAUUGAAGGAAGCCGAAAGGAAUCCUGACACAAUCGAUCAAUUUAAUGAUGAGCAAAUCCGGCAGAUCAUAGAAGAAAUGCAGAUAUUGUUUAAAUUAAAUAUGAAUGAUGCUAAUGCAACAACAGAGAACAAGUCUCUGUGGACAACAGUGCAGGUGCGACAUUCAGCUUUGGAACGUAACAAGCGCUGUCUCCUUGCCUACUUAUAUAGUAGAAUGAAUAAGAUCAAAACACUACGCUGGGAGUUUGGUUCCGUCUUGCCUCCCGAUGUACGCGAAUUACUCUCAGAUGACGAGUACGAAUGGUUUUCAAAAUACUCUACAAACUUAGCAUCGUACAUGAGAUCACUCGGACAAGAUAUUGGCUACAGUGGAAUAGAUUUGACUGAGAACCUUAAACCUCCAAAGUCAUUAUACAUUGAAGUGCUGUGUAUGGUUGACUAUGGGAAGUUGGAGUUAGAAGACGGUGAUGUGAUCAUGUUAAAGAAGAACAGUAGACAUUUUCUGCCAACGUCAGAGUGCCAAACAUUGAUACGACAGGGUAUAUUGAAACAGAUCCUUUAGCUUUAAGUUAUAGUUUAAAAUAAGCAUGAAAUUGUAUCUUUUAGGAUUAUAUUAUUCUUCUAUGAUGUGGGUUGUGAGGUGGAUUACCAAUCUUAUUCAUCAACUCUGGUGUCAUUGAGCCGCCAAAGGCCCCUGAUAUGGCUCAUGUAGCAAAUACUAACAUACACCAGUAUGUAGCAUCCGGGACCAACGGCUUAACGUGCUUUCCAAAGCGUAGAUCAUCAUACUUUCGGACAAUCACGUGUUCAGCCUGUUUGUCUUAACCAAACUAGGCAUCACAAAGUUAUUUUUGUGAUAUGUCCCCAUCGGGAUAUGAGCCUGGGACCACCAGAUUACUGAUAUGGUCUUGAAUAUCUAAUCUUGUGAAUAUGACUGCUACAAUGUAAAUCACAGUGAUAAUUACAGUUUUGUGGCUUUGAAUGUCAAUUUGAUGGUUAACUCGUUAAUUAUUAUUUGAGAAGGUAUUUGGUUGAUACUGAUUACAUUAUCUUCAAUAUCAGAACUAUUUCAGGGUUUUGUAUAGAAGUAGCUUGAAGUACUAGGAUAGUUUCAAUUUAUAUAAUAAUCAUUGUUAUCUUAACGCCUAGUUGAAAGAUUUUUCGGUACUGCCUAAAUUUAUAAUAUUUGUAUGAUUUGUUUGUGAGUGAUUGAAGAUUGCUUCAUGUAUUCCUGCUAUUGGGGUUAAUUAUUUUUUUAUAAAGGCUGGUGUCCAUCUUACGCUGAAACGCAGCUUUAAUGAGGUGAGAAUUUGCGGAGAAUCUGAUAGGAUACGUGUUUAUAGAUUCUCUUUGCGUACGGCUUCGAUGGGUGCCGCCCUUUAGAUGAUGUUUCGUUUACUUACCGUAUUAAUGCAUCGCAAUGUUGUUCUGAAACAAUGAAAUAAAACAUUAAGUUUUGGUAAAAAA